CAUCACCAGGCUGAACUCAGAUUCACUAAGAUAGAAACAGGAACUUGGUCGGGACUUCCUCCAGCAGGGGGCGCCAGCAGAGACGUUUCAGUUCAUUAAAUGAUCCGUUUUCACAGUAACUCUGUGGUUCGGGUUUGUUUCCAGAAGAGGUCAGAACCUCCUGAUGGGAGCUGAAGCACGGCUCUGACCCAAUCAGAGAGCUGAUAAGAAAACCAGUAUCUACCUCCUGACACCGGAGACAAACCUGCAGCUGCGCCAGGUGGGCGGGGUUAACGCGGCUAAGCCCCGCCCCCCGCAGGAUAAAACCCCUCGCUCCAGUUCCUGGUUCUGCUCCUCCAGAGACCCCAUCCUGCCAGCAUGUUCCCCCCGCUGACGCUCAGCCUGCCCCGCAGCCCGGAGGUCAACACCACGGCGGCCGUGGACUGGACCCAGGUGUACGAAGCCGUCCGGUGGAUCCAGUUGGCCAUGGCCUCCUUCAGCAUUCUUGGUUCCGGCUCCAUCAUCUCCCUGAUUAUUCCCAGACUCGGUCAGACGCCUGAGCUGCAGCCUCUGUUCCAGCUGAGCGUGGCCGACUUGCUGCUUGCCGCCUGCUGGCUGAUCGGCGCCAUCCUCUACUCUCAGCGCUGCGACCAUCUGAGCACGCUCUGCUACAACCUGCACACCGUGGAGCAGAUUCUGUACAUGGCGUCCUUCUUCUUCACCUUGAACUACGUGUGGAACCUUUACACGCUGACCAGAGAGAAGUUCAACAGCUGCUUCAGCGGCUACUCCAUACAGUUUUCCAACAGGGUGUCGCUGAAAGCUAAAAUGAUUGCAGUGUUGUCAAGUCUGGUUCCGGCGCUGCUCAUGGUCCCGGUCUUCGUACAAGGGAACGUCGGCCACUGCCAGGUCAACUUCAGUGAGCCGUACAGGUGUCUGCUGAUGCACACCGGAGCGCUGUUCCUCCUGCCGGGUCGGCAGCAGCUCAGCCGCAGCUGCAGCUUCCUGCACACCUACCAGAUCGGAGUCUUCCUCAGCAGCUUCCUCCUCACCCUGCUGGGCAUCACGGUUCUGGUGGUCAAGGCGCGGUGCGUUUACCGCCGGGCGGUGACCUCCAGCGGUUACCUAGGCAACGAGCAGCGAGCCUUGUUCCGGGUGAUGGACCUGCGGAUGCUGCUGUACCCGUUGGUGUUCGUGUUCUGCUGGGGUCCAGCCGUGGCGCUGGCGUUCCUGCGGGUGGCGAAGCCGUCGACGGGUCACGGUGUGGCGGGCGUCUGCCUCUACAUAUCUGAGGCCUUCACUUCGGCCUCUCAGGGUUUCCUCAACUGUCUGGUGUACGGCUGGACGCGCCUGCACCUCCGCCGCGCCGGCCUGUCCUUCUUCUCCAGAGACGUGGACACGCAGACGCCGCUGCUGCGCUCCCAGCAGACCAGGAACUAUCUCACCUGAGGGGGCGAGCGGCUCAGCAGCGGGUGGGGGUGGGGGCUUUUCUGCUGCUUUCUGCCACAGAGACUCGAGGCGUUAACUUUCGCUUUCCACCGGAGGAAAAACUCCGCGGCUGCAUCUUCCACCUCUGGUCCUGAACCACCGAGGCGAAGAAAGAGGAAGAGGAAGAGUGAAGGAGGGUUGAGAAUGGCUGCUCAGUCGCUGACUUCCUAAGGUCAGCGACCUCUGACCUCAGGAAGUGAAAUCAUCAGUUUGGGCUGAAAUGCUUUUAUUUUGACAUUUUUCAGCUAAUAAAGUUGCUUCAGUGACCAGAAAUCAAGUUUUUAGAAACUGGUUCAAAUUUAGAUUUUUAAUUGUUUCAUUUAUUUUUCAGAUUUUCUUUGUGAAAGUUGGCAGAAUAAAUAAAAAUGACAAUUAUUGAGUUUUAAAGAAAUUAUUGAAAAAAUGUGAAAAAAUCAAUGUAAAAAUCUCAACAAUCAACUGAACAUAAAAUUUCUUCUUUCAUUUUCACUCCUUCACCUUGUUUUUAUGACUUAUUUUAUCUUACUGUUCCUGCUUCCUGCUGUUAUUUUAUUUUAUUAUUUUAACUUUAUUCUCAUUAUAAGUUCAUGUUUAUAAAAUUAUCACUUUAUUUUUGUAAUUUGAAGAAACGUUUGUUACAUUUAUUCUUCAGAUUUUCUUUACAUCUUGUCAUUUUUAUGUUCCAGAAGUAAAAAAAUUAUUGAUGGAAACAGAUUUUAAAAAAUCAAAUAAACUGUAAAAAGUCAAACUGGUUGUUGGUUAAAGAUGAAAAAUGAUCAAUGAUCGGUGAAGAUGGAUAUUAACUGAAAAACAUCGUAAAUUAAACUGGAAACGUUUUUGUUGAUUA
This is a messenger RNA of Gambusia affinis (western mosquitofish), 2293 nucleotides long. RefSeq names its product transmembrane protein 116 (gene tmem116). Gene Ontology annotation, cellular component: plasma membrane. The transcript has 11 exons. The record is from RefSeq and is a predicted model, not a curated record. Bases 358 to 1428 code for a protein of 356 amino acids. Gene Ontology annotation, biological process: adenylate cyclase-activating G protein-coupled receptor signaling pathway. Lineage: Eukaryota; Metazoa; Chordata; Actinopteri; Cyprinodontiformes; Poeciliidae. Gene Ontology annotation, molecular function: G protein-coupled receptor activity.